Molecule: messenger RNA, 1029 nt
Organism: Fonsecaea erecta
Lineage: Eukaryota; Fungi; Ascomycota; Eurotiomycetes; Chaetothyriales; Herpotrichiellaceae
Exons: 1
Coding region: 1-1029 (342 amino acids)
Source: RefSeq, a predicted model, not a curated record
AUGUCGCCGCUGACAAACCCUCCGUUGAACCUCUCCGCCACCUCCGACACUCGAGCCUUUGCGAACCUUUCCCUCAACUCCUCCCCCGAAAUUCGAGCAGAAGAUAUCGAGUUACCUCCGUCUCCUUUGGAUCUCGAACCUGGACCCAGCCCCUGUCCUUCACCUACAUCAUCCCCGUCGAGGAGUGUCGAGACACUUCCGAAACACGCCCAUUAUCUCUCACAUAACAUCACGCCCUCCAGGCCUCGUGCUGCAAGUCCACCCCGAAGGGUGAGGCCACUAUCGGCAGGAGGUGUGGCCAACGCGCCGCCCAUGCAAAGAGCCCACUCAUCGCCUGGUGUUGACGCUUCGGGCCGGUACAUUACUCCUUACGGUGUCCCGAGAAGACCGUCUUCACCUCUACAUUCAGGAAGAAGAAGCAGCCCAUUACGUGCAGCUGUGGAAGAGGCAUAUCCUGGCGUGCCAUCAUGGAGCGGCCUCAGUAUCGAACCAAACAUACCGGAAAAUGAAGAGCUUGAAUUGACAGGAGACACGGAUCAGUCUCAACCCUCGCCUAUGUCAUCCUUCUCCAACACGUUACCAAGAGCGCGGCGGCGGGGUGUACAGCCGCUUCACCAAAGUGCAAGUGCCCCGUCGCUCUAUGCGAGGGCGAUGAGCCCUAGCGUAUCCGGCAGAACAUCACCAUUGCCGUCCUUUGCCCCACAGAAGUACACCUACGAGCCAUACCCGAUAUACUCUCUCAGCUCUGCUUCAAGCAUGCCCAGCACCCCAACCUCACUGCGGUCUCGAUCGCCGUCCAUCAGCUCGUUGGAGACAAUCGAGGACGCGCCAGAUGCGGAAGAGGCGGCGAUCCUUGAGGAAGAGGAAGCCAAGUUGAGGGGGGAGGAUGGAGAUGCCGCCGAGUUGCGGCGAAGAAGCUCGCUCGACAUUCGAGGGGGUAAUCUGAGGAGCAACAAGGAAAGAAAACGAUGGUCGGUCUGUGGAGCGGAACGAAGGGCGGACUUCUCAUUGGAACCCAUUGAAGAAUGA